This is a messenger RNA of Penicillium coprophilum, 804 nucleotides long. RefSeq lists its product as uncharacterized. The transcript has a single exon. The record is from RefSeq and is a predicted model, not a curated record. The coding region runs from base 1 to 804 and encodes 267 amino acids. NCBI's taxonomy places the organism in Eukaryota, Fungi, Ascomycota, Eurotiomycetes, Eurotiales, Aspergillaceae.
AUGGAGCGACUGGAUUGGCUUGUUUCAAAGGGUGCUGAUCCAUAUCAAAAAGUGCCUGGGGCCAGUGCAACUGUAGCACAUCACCUCGGGGCGAGAAUGGUGGACGAUUUGGAUCUCAGAUUCGGUGCCACUCGCAUUGGUCGCGAAUUUGAUCCCCAGGAGUUUGAUCGAGAUUGGAAGCAGAAUGUUUUGAAGUUCGGCAAGUCUUUCUUCCUCCUUCCCUCUGUUCGGGAUGAAUGUGUUUGCGCGUGCUCUCCUAGUGGUUGUACUACAAUGUCGAUAGUGCUGCGAUAUGUUCUUGGUCGUAUCCCCGCUCGCGAGAUGGAAGAACCCAGACUGUGGUUCCGAGAGUUAAUCCAAUUUCUCCUUUGGUGGACUGAAGGAGAUAUAGAAACUGGCUGGGAGGUUAUUCGAUAUCUGACCUUUGAUGCAUUGGGUCUGAAACAUUCAUGUUGCAUCGAAAAAUACAUUACUCCCAGUUGUGUUCUCGUAUUUCGAAGCAGAGAAGAAGAAGAAGUUGAAGAGAUUCGCGACGAAGAAAGCCUCAGAAUAACGGAACUUGAACAACUUCUCGACAAACUCAGAAUCAAGUUUGACAAUCUUGGCCAACCUGUGAUGAAUUUUUUGGAAGGAUACUGGUACACCUACAUUAUCGAUCAUCUCUCUCAGCGCGAUCCUUACGACGAGGAGCAUAUCAUUGAAACAAAACGAAUUGGGGUCGAGCUAGAGCCGGAAGAGUUUGUUAUUCCUCACAGGAUAUCUCUGCUUAUUCGCCCAAAGAUCAUGUUUGAAGACAGUACAUAG